CCUGAUUCCAAUAGAAAAAACACACCACCAAUUUGCCCCAACCCUGUACUCAUGCCAACCUUAGCACCCAGAUACGAAUCUGACUACGAUAGUAGCUCUUCCUCAGUAACCAUACCUGGCUCUAGCAGCAGCUGGAUGAGCAACCUCAGCUCUCUCUCCGUCACUUCUUCUUUACCUGAAUCUUCAUCACUCUCCUCUACCCACAAGCCACACGAGGCCAACCAAGCCGCAUGGGAGGCCAUCAAGGGGCUACAGAUUGCCAGUGGAGGAGUUGGGCUAGACCACUUUCGUCUUCUUCGCCGGCUUGGCAGUGGCGACUUAGGAAAUGUGUAUCUUUGCCGGAUAAGAAACCCUGUGGUGGGUUUGCCUCAGUGCUUUUAUGCCAUGAAAGUGGUUGAUAAAGAGGCACUUGCUAUAAGGAACAAGUUGCAGAGAGCGAAAAUGGAGAAGGAGAUUCUAAGCAUGAUUGAUCACCCUUUUUUGCCUACUCUGUAUGCAGAGUUCGAAGCUUCUCAUUACUCAUGCUUGGUCAUGGAGUACUGCCCCGGCGGCGACUUGUACGCUGUCCGGCAACGCCAGCCCGGAAGACGCUUUCCCAUUUUAGCUGCUAAGUUUUAUGCUGCAGAGACCCUUUUAGCUCUGGAGUAUCUCCACAUGAUGGGAAUUGUUUACAGAGAUCUUAAGCCAGAAAAUGUGCUAGUAAGAGAAGAUGGUCACAUCAUGCUUUCAGAUUUCGAUCUUUCUCUAAAAUGCGACGUCGUUCCAAAGCUUAUAAGUUCUAAUAAAUCCAACUUGGGAGCCAUUGAUCACAAACCCAAAACUUCAACACCAUCUUGCGCCACAUACAUGCAGCCUCUGCGGUCUUGUUUCUCAGCUUCCAACAAGAAAAAGCAGAAAGCUUCUAGAGUCACAACAAUAACAGAACGAGUAGAUAGUGAUGGUGGUGGCGGCGGCGGCGGCGGUUGUUAUCGUAUAGAUCAAGAGCUUGAUAAUCCAGAAUUGGUGGCCGAACCCAUAAACGCUAGAUCGAAGUCCUUUGUUGGGACCCACGAGUACUUGGCACCGGAGGUGAUAUCAGGGCAAGGCCAUGGGAGUGCAGUGGAUUGGUGGACUUUAGGGGUGUUUUUGUACGAGAUGUUAUAUGGAAGAACACCUUUCAAAGGCGAAAACAACGAAAGGACCUUGAUUAACAUCCUUAAACAGCCCUUAAGCUUUCCAAGAACUGUGAUUAGCAGCAGCAAAGAAUUAGAAGAAAGGGUAAAAGUAGAAGAUCUUAUAAGCAAACUUCUAGUGAAGAAUCCCAAGAAAAGAAUUGGAAGCUUCAAGGGAUCCGCUGAAAUCAAGAGGCAUGAAUUCUUCAAAGGAGUGAACUGGGCUUUGAUUAGGUCAGUCAAGCCUCCUGAGGUCCCAAGGGAUUCUUGCAAGCUUACAAGUAGAGUUCUCAUACCAAAGUUGAGCAAGAAAGAAAAAGAAGCACCUUAUCAGAUCCCCAAUCAUCAUCGGUUCGACUAUUUCUAACCGUUCAAAAAGAAUUUAUUUAGAUCAUAUCUACUUGAACUGUAAAAUAAUAGUGGGUUUAUAUAAAAUUUU
Molecule: messenger RNA, 1590 nt
Organism: Manihot esculenta (cassava)
Lineage: Eukaryota; Viridiplantae; Streptophyta; Magnoliopsida; Malpighiales; Euphorbiaceae
Product: protein kinase PINOID 2
Exons: 2
Coding region: 52-1518 (488 amino acids)
Biological process (GO): protein phosphorylation
Cellular component (GO): nucleus; cytoplasm; plasma membrane
Molecular function (GO): ATP binding; protein serine/threonine kinase activity
Source: RefSeq, a predicted model, not a curated record